Budorcas taxicolor (takin) is the source of this 1005-nucleotide messenger RNA. It is a transcript of the gene SPMIP6, whose product is annotated as chromosome 8 C9orf24 homolog. Gene Ontology annotation, molecular function: alpha-tubulin binding. Lineage: Eukaryota; Metazoa; Chordata; Mammalia; Artiodactyla; Bovidae. Gene Ontology annotation, cellular component: manchette; perinuclear region of cytoplasm. The record is from RefSeq and is a predicted model, not a curated record. The transcript has 7 exons. Bases 94 to 1005 code for a protein of 303 amino acids.
UGCCGGGCUGUCUGGGAAAGAAGGGGUGGUCACUGAUGUCUUGCAGGAGCCCUUGGUAGGUAAAACCCACGACGGCGUCCCCCAGACCCCACUAUGUUCCUCUUUUCCCGAAAGACCAAGACCCCCAUCAGCACCUACAGUGACUCCUACAGGGCCCCUACCUCCAUCAAGGAGGUCUACAAGGACCCACCUCUGUGGGCCUGGGAAGCCAACAAGUUUGUGACCCGGGGCCUGACUCAGACUGCACAGCGCCAUGUGGAUCCUGACGCCCUGCAGAAGAUGCUCAAGUGUGCUGUGCAGGACUACAGCUGCAAGGGUUCCAUAGCAAGCCACCCCUACUUCCCUGAGAAAUAUUGGCUCUGUCCAGAGGAAGACAAAUGCAACCCAAACUACCUGUGUGGCAACCCAAACUACCUGUGCAGUAACCGGUAUAACACAUGGAGGAUGGGACCUUACAACUGCUGGAACAAAUGUACCACAUACCUUCCCCGGCUGCCUAAGGAGGCCGGGAUGGAGACAGUGGUUCGAGGAAUGCCCUUGGUGUAUCCUCCUAAGCCGGAGCGACUCAAUGCCUACGAGCGCGAGGUAGUGGUGAACAUGCUGAACUCGCUGUCACGAAACCAGCCGCUGCCGCAGAUCACGCCCCGCUGCGGGUGUGUGGACCCGCUGCCGGGCCGCCUGCCCUUUCAGGGAUAUGAGAGCGCUUGCUCGGGCCGCCACUAUUGUCUGCGUGGGAUGGACUACUCCGUCUCCGGGCCACCCUGCACGGAACGCCGCCUGCGGCCUUUAUGCACAGAGCUGCCUACUGUAAGGAGUGUGUCUCCCUGCGAGCACCGACCCGGAAUGCAAUGUGCUGUUAUAACUCCCCAGCCGUCGUACUACCCCUGUCCGAACCUUAGAUGGGACACAAGUCACUUCAAGAAGACUGGUGGCUCGCAGAGAAACAACUAUGUUGUCCACCCUGAGUUUGUGUCCGAGACCUAUCCUGACUACCACUGCUGGUAG